GUUGUUUUUUAUGAAAAUUGCGUUGUCUUGUCUAAAAUUUUUUUGGAUUUUCCAAUAAUUUAUGUUGUCAUUUUAACUAACUUUAUUUAGCAAUACGAUAAUUUGUAAUAUCAAUAUUACUACAAUCGUUGUAGCCAGAUGGCUGUUUAUGUCGAUUUAAAAUUGAAGUAAAUAUUUUCACUUUUGUGUCCGAUUGAUUUUUAUUUAAUUUUUUAUACAGUGGCUUAUUGUUAAUUAAUAAUAGCUGUUUUUAAUCACUUUACGUGUUUUAUAUUAUAUUUGGACGUCUCAUAAUGUGAAAUGUGAUUAGAAUAACUUGUUAUAGUGAUGGAUGAGAGAAUAAAGAACUCCCCUUGUAAGGAAUGUAGUGACGGUGCAGAAGCCCAGUUACACAAGGAGGUGGAACACUUACGGCAGCAUCUUGCAGAGCGUGAUGUGCACUUUGUCGCACUAGAGGCUGAAUUUUUUAAGUGUACUGCAAGAGCCAAUGAUUUAGAAGACCAAGUCAGUACUUGGAGGGAAAAGCAUGAAAGAUUAUAUGAUUCACACAAAAAGGUACAGAAAUUGAAUCAAGUUCUUGAGGAAAAGUUGCUUCAAAUGGUGGAUAAGAUGAAAAGUGAGAAGAGCCAAUUGACCAAAGAUAUCGCUACUAUAUCUGUGAGAUUAGCAGAGUCAAAACAUAACUACAGUAUGCUACAGAAAGAAAAUGAGAGAUAUAAAAAUGACAUGAACUUAGCAAUCCAAUUAUUGCAAUGCAAGCCUGAUAAUUUUGUGUCUCAGAAGCUAGAUAAUCUCCCUGUUGAUACUCAAGCAAGAGUAUCACAAUAUGUAAUGUCCAAAACAGCCAAGUCUGCUGGUUCUACACAAUCUAAAAACGGAAAUGACAUUGACACUUUUGACGCAAGUGAGUAUGAAUUCAAUAUUUCUGCAUCACUCAUGUCUAAAAUUCUCGAAGACAGCAUUCAAGAUUCUGUAACAAAGCAUUGUGACACAUGUUCCUGUUCUAAAUCUCAAAAUAAACCAUUCUGCUAUAACGAAAGUUAUUAUACAGUAUCUACACAGACUGUCUUGAGUGGAGAAAUCAAAAACAAUCUAUGCUUGAACUGCAAUGCUGAAAUAAAAUCGAUGCAUUCAGGUCUGAGUAUACGAAGCCAUUCCCCGCCUGGAAUAAGGCUUGUCAAUGACAGAAUGUCGCACAGCCCUUUGUACAUUAUGCCACAAAAUAGUCUUCCCGAACAGGAAGAGACUCAAGAACAUUUAGUUGAGAACAAUAAACCCAACAAUGUUAUUAAUGAUAUGAUCAAAAGUGAAGAUAAAUUGAAACUAAAUAAAGAUGUCCAACGGGAAGUUAUGCUUAAUGUAGAGGAUGACUUCAAGUUGCGCAAGAAUAGCGUAAAUAUGGAGCCAUCAGUACAUCACAAGCUCUGUGAUCGCACAAAAACCUCGAUUUCUAGCAAGAAAAGCAGUAUUCACAGCGUAGGGAAUGAUAUGCUUAGAGAUGUACCGAAUUAUAAAGAAAUAAAACCAAAAACUCCUAUUCUCCAAGUUGAGAAUGUAAACGAACGGAAAAAUUCUCAUAGUUCAAUGGGCGCUGCCAGUCGGACAUCAUCUAUAGCGAAAUCAACUGUGAGCACUCAUAAAUCCAAUACACAAGUAGGCCCAGGGCCUCGAUUUUGCCACUUACGUAUGCAAGCGGGUUCUAAAAAUAUACUACUAGAUAACGCAGAGCCAGACGUUCCACCUGUGUUAUAUCGCCGUCAGAGCAAAUGUAACGAAAAUUCAAUUUUUAAGGACCUCAACGAUGGCUUAGACAAUUUUAUAGAUUUAGAUAAAAACGAUGACGACGCCAAAAGUGAUAUUAUUAAAAAUGACAAUGUAGUGGUGGAAAGUACUCUGAUAGAUGUUCAUGUCGAUAAUAACAAUAAAGAAGCGAGUAUGUCCGUAAAAAGUAAUCCGAUUAAUCCAGUUUUGUUGAAUGUUUCAUCAUCGCCACUGCAACCAUUAAAGACUCACAACUUUUCUAACAAUUCGGAGUAUAAUAAUAAUUCUCAGCUCGGUAGCCAGCAUAACGCGGCAGAAAUCGAUAAUUUGUUAAAUGACUUUAAUGGUGAUUCAAACAAUACACAGAACAACACUGAUCUCACUAUCGAUAUUUCCAAUAAAAUAGAUGUUGCGUCGCCCAAUGAAAAUCAAGAGAUAAAAAUCUUUAAUUUUGAUCGCUACGAGCAAAGCAAAGCCAAUCAAUAUAAGAGACCGCUCAAGAAAAUCGAUAUGUCACAGCUCCAUUCCAUUGAAAGUACUAAAAUUUCAAAAGAUUUUCCUCCCGUCGGAGUAGAAGAUGACGAAAACAAAAGAGCAGAAACAGUUAAGCCAACCUUACCAAACAUAGUCAAUGUUUAUCCUAAUUUGACUCAAACCCAUUUGAAAGUUAAUGAAAGCAAAAAAGUAUUCACAAACGAACAAAGUACUAGUUCACUUUCAAGCGAUGACAGCGCAGCUCUUUUGCAAAAGCAGCAACUGCUCAGAGUUGCGGAAUGGGUUGAAAAGAAUCUGGAGCAACAAAACAAUUUGAACGAUCCCUUAGAAGAUGAAUGCUCUUUUACAACUCGUGCUAUGAGGAGAGACAGUAAAAUAAACAGACUCACUGAGACAUUGAACGAACUGGCGCUGAACAUGCCACAUCCCGUCAGCAAAUAUUCCAAGAUGUACACCAGGGAGCCUCGUAAUAAUUGGCCUAAUAACGUCGUGACGAGUCAGAAUAUGAACCAGGAUAAAGCAACGAAGCAGAGUGAUUCGAACCCAAAAAUAAUAAAUAACAUCGUGAAGGAGACGAUAUUUCCGGUUGAAUGUGGAGAUGAAACAGUGACAGAGAUCAACGAUAAUUCAAAAGUGUACAGUCGCGGUGGUAUCGCAGACAUUGACGUUCGCAAAGAAUUGCGUGAUGCUUUGAAAAAUAAAGGUGAAAAGGAGAUUUCUCCGGAAGAUUUGGCUAGAAUGGAAUAUAACGUGAAGAAAUUUUUACUAAGUGGGCCCCAUUGGGUGAAUUCGGGUUCUGGCGGCAGGAGUCGGCGCACAAGCAGCAAAACUGAGACUGAUGUAUAAUUCCACUGUAGGUAAUGAUGAUGACAUUCCUUAUUAGUAGAUAUGUGUAUAUUUGACAGUUUGUAGCGGCUAAUUGUUUUUUUUUAACAUUUUAGUGUAAGGAAACUAGUGCUGUUUGUUUUAUGUAAGUAAUUUAGAAAAUUGGAUGUGAGUAUCAAAAUUGGUAGCCGUUUAGACGUGGCAGCGUCUAUCGAAAGCGUUACAAGAUUUCAUUAUAUUUUUCUAUAACGCAUCCGUAAUGACGUUAAUGCGCCUAUAGGUAGGUAUAAUUAUAAUUAUAGUCCUACAAUUUAUUGAGCUUUUGUCACAGUUACAAAGAAAAUCGUAUCCGAAUAUUAUGCAGCUAUACUUCGUUUUCAAUAAGUAGUAAAUACUUAAUAUGCAAUAAAAUACCCAAAUGAGCUUAAAUAACAUUUAAUUAUGUUAGAUGAUAACAUAGGUAUUCAAUUAAAAGUUUAAAUUCUUUUGGCAAUUUAAUUAUCUGUGACGUGUUCGAAUUCAUUAGCGCUAAGAUUUGGAGAUCUUGAAAAUGUUCGACGUCUGUUUGUCUAGUCUAACGUCUAGUGUAGGGGUAACAUAAUAUACGACACCGAUAUGUAUUGCUUAUUGGCU
Maniola jurtina (meadow brown) is the source of this 3714-nucleotide messenger RNA. Its product is annotated as GATA zinc finger domain-containing protein 14. The transcript has 5 exons. The record is from RefSeq and is a predicted model, not a curated record. Bases 328 to 3102 code for a protein of 924 amino acids. Lineage: Eukaryota; Metazoa; Arthropoda; Insecta; Lepidoptera; Nymphalidae.